Molecule: messenger RNA, 2193 nt
Organism: Lotus japonicus
Lineage: Eukaryota; Viridiplantae; Streptophyta; Magnoliopsida; Fabales; Fabaceae
Product: replication protein A 70 kDa DNA-binding subunit A-like
Exons: 2
Coding region: 71-1945 (624 amino acids)
Biological process (GO): double-strand break repair via homologous recombination; telomere maintenance via telomerase; nucleotide-excision repair
Cellular component (GO): DNA replication factor A complex; nucleus
Molecular function (GO): single-stranded telomeric DNA binding; damaged DNA binding
Source: RefSeq, a predicted model, not a curated record
GCAUUGAUCUCUACGCUCCACUCUCUCCCUCCAAAAACUCUCUCUCCUCUAACCGCUUCACAAUCGGAGCAUGGCGGUGAAUCUGACGGCAAAUGCAAUUCCGGCGAUUGUUUCCGGCGACCUGAACUUGAAGCCGCUGUUGCAGGUUCUCGAUAUCAAGUUGAUUUCCAACAGCAAGCAGCAGGAGCGGUACCGCAUUCUGCUUUCCGACGCCGUUUCCUCUCAGCAAGCCAUGCUCGCCACUCAGCUCAACGAUCAACUCCGAGCCGGACUAGUCAAGAGAGGUUCAAUCGUUCAACUGAUCGAGUAUAUUUGCAGUCCUAUUCAGAAUCGCAAGAUAAUCGUGGUGCUCAACAUGGAAACUAUAAUAUCAGAUUAUGAGAUCAUUGGAAAUCCAAAAUUAUUUGUGGAAACUGAUUUCCCAAAUCAGGAAGCAUUGCCUAAUAACAAAAUGCAGAACCCAUCCAGGAGUAACAGUUAUCAUCUGCCUGCUCAAAAUGCAAGUUGUAAUAUGCAGAAUUUCAAGCCUACUGUUCAACCUCCAUACCAACCACCACCAUUUUACAAAGGUCAUGGUGCGAUUGUGAGAAAUGAGGCCCCAGCACGUGUUAUUCCAAUAGCUGCUUUAAACCCUUAUCAAGGUCGGUGGGCUAUCAAAGCAAGGGUAACUGCAAAAGGGGAUCUGCGCCGCUAUAAUAAUGCUAAGGGAGAUGGAAAAGUCUUCUCAUUUGAUCUCCUUGACGCUGAUGGAGGUGAAAUACGAGUAACUUGCUUUAACACGGCUGUUGAUCGUUUCUAUGAUGUAAUAGAGGUUGGUAGAGUUUACUUGAUAUCCAGAGGUAACUUGAAACCUGCACAGAAGAACUUCAACCAUUUGAAGAAUGAAUGGGAAAUACUUUUGGAUUUGUCAUCAGCUGUUGAACUUUGUCCAGAUGAAGAUGGUUCUAUACCUAAACAGCAAUUCUCCUUUAGGUCUAUCAGUGAUAUUGAGAAUGCUGACAGCAACUCCAUACUUGAUGUCAUUGGGGUUGUGAUAUCUGUGAAACCAUCAGUUCCCAUCUUGAGGAAGAAUGGAAUGGAAACUCAGAGAAGAAUUUUGAAUCUAAAGGACUGUUCUGGAAGGAGUGUUGAGCUAACCCUUUGGGGUGAGUUUUGCAACAGGGAAGGGCAGAUGUUGCAAGAGAUGAUGGAUGCUGGCUUUUUCCCCACUCUGGCAGUCAAAGCUGGGAAAGUCAAUGACUUCAGUGGGAAAUCUAUAGGGACUAUUUCUUCCACACAGCUUUUCAUAAAUCCAGAUUUCUCUGAGGCACAUAGCUUAAGAGAGUGGUAUGAUCGAGUGGGAAAAGAUUCUGCUUCCCUGUCAAUUUCUAAGGACAUUAUACCUGGAGGACCUAAGAAUGAUGUACGUAAAACUGUAUCUCAGAUCAAGGAUGAAGGACUUGGGCGGUCAGAAAAGCCUGAUUGGAUGACACUGAGGGCAACAAUAUCUUUCAUCAAGACAGAUACAUUUUGUUACACAGCUUGUCCUUUGAUGAUUGGAGAUCGACAGUGCAACAAGAAAGUGACUAGAUCAGGAAACAGAUGGCAAUGUGAUAGGUGCAACCAAGAGUUUGAUGAAUGUGACUACCGCUAUCUUCUCCAAGCUCAAAUUCUGGAUCAUACUGGAAUAACCUGGGUAACUGCUUUCCAGGAAACAGGGGAAGAGAUUAUGGGUUACCCUGCAAAGGAGCUGUACAUGUUGAAGUAUGAACAGCAGGAUGAUGAGAAGUUUGCUGGAAUAAUCAAGAGUAGACUCUUCAACCAAUUUGUUUUCAGGCUGAAAAUCAAAGAGGAAUUGUAUGGUGAUGAACAGAGGGUGAAGGUCACAGUAAUGAAGGCAGGUGAGGUGAGUUACUCUUCAGAGAGUGGUUACAUGCUUGAUUUGAUUUCAAAGUUCAAAGUUUAACAGGCAAAAACUUAAUUUGGGUUCCACAUCUUUCUUCUUUCACUCUACCACGCACUAUUAGUUACAAGUUAACAUAGAAUUGGUCUUUAGUGGCUAAGUUACCGUGUCAUCUGUUACUGGAUACCCAUUGCUUGGUUCAAGUUCCAGAUUUUCUCUGGCGUACAUGCCUUCAUAUCCCAUAGUUUAUAAUAUUUUACAAUAAGUGUUUUAUAAUGUAAGCUCAUGUAUCCAUGACAUAUGUGUUGGAU